Molecule: messenger RNA, 3685 nt
Organism: Pteronotus mesoamericanus
Lineage: Eukaryota; Metazoa; Chordata; Mammalia; Chiroptera; Mormoopidae
Gene: HK1
Product: hexokinase 1
Exons: 18
Coding region: 235-2946 (903 amino acids)
Biological process (GO): intracellular glucose homeostasis; glycolytic process; carbohydrate phosphorylation
Cellular component (GO): cytosol; mitochondrion
Molecular function (GO): mannokinase activity; fructokinase activity; glucokinase activity
Source: RefSeq, a predicted model, not a curated record
AGAAGCCACAUUGAGGGCUUUAGGGGGACACAGAAGGCCUGGAAGGCAUGGUCCCCGCACCCCUGGCACUCGGGGUCUAGCUGUAGGCACAGACCAUGCAUGUGUUGCUUCAGGGCCCACGAAAGACUCCUACUCGGCGACGCAUCCACCAGGGGAAAUUAAUUCCUACAUAGCGACACCAACGGCCGAGGGGAUGCCGAGGAGGGGAGCAGCCGCUGUUGGGGGGGGCGGAUCAUGGCAUGCCCUUUGGAGGAGAUUGACAAGUAUCUCUAUGCCAUGCGGCUCUCCGAUGAAACUCUGAUAGAUAUAAUGACUCGUUUCAAGAAGGAGAUGAAGAACGGUCUUUCCCGGGAUUUUAAUCCGACAGCCACAGUCAAGAUGUUGCCAACGUUUGUAAGGUCCAUUCCUGAUGGUUCAGAAAAGGGAGAUUUCAUUGCCCUGGAUCUUGGUGGGUCUUCCUUUCGAAUUCUGCGGGUGCAAGUGAAUCAUGAGAAAAACCAGAAUGUUCACAUGGAGUCCGAGGUAUAUGACACGCCGGAGAACAUCAUGCACGGCAGUGGAAGCCAGCUUUUUGAUCAUGUCGCUGAGUGCCUGGGAGACUUCAUGGAGAAAAGAAAAAUCAAGGACAAGAAAUUACCUGUGGGACUCACAUUUUCUUUCCCUUGUCGACAAUCCAAAAUAGAUGAGGGCAUUCUGAUCACCUGGACAAAGCGAUUUAAAGCCAGCGGAGUGGAGGGAGCGGAUGUGGUGAAGCUGCUUAACAAAGCCAUCAAAAAGCGUGGGGAUUAUGAUGCCAACAUUGUGGCUGUGGUGAAUGAUACUGUGGGGACCAUGAUGACCUGUGGCUAUGAUGAUCAGCAGUGUGAAGUUGGCAUCAUCAUUGGCACUGGCACCAACGCGUGCUACAUGGAGGAGCUGAGGCACAUCGACCUGGUGGAAGGCGACGAGGGGAGGAUGUGCAUCAACACCGAGUGGGGGGCCUUUGGGGACGAUGGAUCCCUGGAAGACAUCCGCACCGAGUUUGACCGCGAGAUUGACCGGGGGUCUCUGAACCCUGGAAAGCAGCUGUUUGAGAAGAUGGUCAGUGGCAUGUACCUGGGGGAGCUGGUUCGACUGAUCCUGGUCAAGAUGGCCAAGGAGGGCCUUUUAUUUGAAGGGCGGAUCACCCCAGAGCUCCUCACCAGAGGGAAGUUCAACACCAGUGAUGUGUCAGCCAUUGAAAAGAAUAAGGAAGGCCUCCACAAUGCCAAAGAGAUUCUGACCCGCCUGGGAGUGGAACCGUCUCACGAUGACUGUGUUUCGGUCCAGCACGUGUGCACCAUCGUCUCAUUCCGCUCUGCCAACCUGGUGGCUGCAACGCUGGGCGCCAUCUUGAAUCGCCUUCGAGAUAACAAGGGCGUCCCCAGGCUGCGGACCACGGUUGGUGUCGACGGGUCUCUUUACAAGACGCACCCACAGUAUUCCCGGCGUUUCCACAAGAUUCUGAGGCGCUUGGUGCCUGACUGCGACGUGCGUUUCCUGCUGUCAGAGAGCGGCAGUGGCAAGGGGGCAGCCAUGGUGACGGCGGUGGCCUACCGCCUGGCUGAGCAGCACCGGCAGAUAGAGGAGACCCUGGCCCACUUCCACCUCACCAGGGACAUGCUCCUGGAGGUGAAGAAGAGGAUGCGGACUGAGAUGGACAUGGGGCUGAGGAAGCAGACAAACGACAAGGCUGUCGUCAAGAUGCUGCCCUCCUUCGUCCGGAGCACUCCGGACGGGACUGAGCAUGGUGACUUCUUGGCCCUGGAUCUUGGAGGAACAAAUUUCCGAGUCCUGCUGGUGAAAAUCCGUAGUGGGAAAAAGAGAACGGUGGAAAUGCACAACAAGAUCUAUGCCAUUCCCAUUGAAAUCAUGCAGGGCACCGGGGAAGAGCUGUUUGACCACAUCGUCUCCUGCAUCUCCGACUUCCUGGACUACAUGGGGAUCAAAGGCCCCAGGAUGCCUCUGGGCUUCACAUUCUCGUUUCCUUGCAAGCAGACGAGCUUGGAUGCGGGAAUCUUGAUCACCUGGACGAAGGGGUUUAAGGCAACAGACUGCGUGGGGCACGACGUAGCCACCUUACUAAGGGAGGCGAUCAAAAGGAGAGAGGAAUUUGAUCUGGACGUGGUGGCUGUAGUCAACGACACAGUGGGCACCAUGAUGACUUGUGCUUAUGAGGAGCCCACCUGUGAGGUUGGACUCAUCGUAGGGACUGGCACCAAUGCCUGCUACAUGGAAGAAAUGAAGAACGUGGAGAUGCUGGAAGGGAAUGAUGGGCGAAUGUGUAUCAACAUGGAGUGGGGUGCUUUUGGGGACAAUGGGUGUUUGGAUGAUAUCAGAACACACUAUGACAGAGUGGUGGAUGAAUAUUCUCUCAACUCCGGGAAACAGAGGUUUGAGAAGAUGAUCAGUGGCAUGUACCUGGGUGAAAUUGUUCGCAACAUCUUGAUUGACUUCACCAAGAAGGGCUUCCUCUUCCGGGGGCAGAUCUCCGAACCACUGAAGACUCGGGGCAUCUUUCAGACCAAGUUUCUCUCUCAGAUUGAGAGUGACCGGUUAGCGCUGCUCCAGGUCCGGGCCAUCCUCCAGCAGCUGGGCCUGAAUAGCACCUGCGACGACAGUAUCCUAGUCAAGACCGUGUGCGGGGUAGUGUCCAAGAGGGCCGCGCAGCUGUGUGGUGCAGGCAUGGCUGCCGUGGUGGAUAAGAUCCGGGAAAACAGAGGGCUGGACCAUCUCAAUGUGACCGUGGGGGUGGAUGGAACACUCUACAAGCUUCAUCCGCACUUCUCCAGAAUCAUGCACCAAACCGUGAAGGAACUGUCACCAAAGUGUAAUGUGUCCUUCCUCCUGUCUGAAGACGGUAGUGGCAAGGGCGCUGCCCUCAUCACGGCAGUGGGUGUGCGGCUCCGGGAGGAGACGAGCUGCUAAGAGGCCUGGACCCCGAGCCCGCUGCCCUUCCAGCACCUCUCUCUCCAAGCGGCGCCCCACCGUUCUUCCAGCAAGCUGUGCUGGGAGACGCCAGCACCAGAGCCCGCCACUGCCACAGCAGGGAGGAAAACAGAAGCCAACUAACGGCUCAUAACGUAGGGUACAAAAUAGAGUGUGUGCUGUUGAUAAUAUCUCUCACCUUGAGGUCCCUCCUCACCCGCCCUGCCACUCUGCAUGAUUUGAUUUCAACCUGGCCAUAUGGUCCCCACGUGUGAAGUUUCGUGGCGUCCAUUUCUAAUUUAUGCAUUCGUCCAACAGUUAUUUAUUGGCCUGAGAUGAAAAGUCACACCAUCUGACAGGCCCUGUGGGCGUCCGUAGCCCGUCCUUGGGGAUGAAUCCCCUGUGUGAAACGUAUUAUCACCAGCAGACACUGCCGGGGCUCCUCCCAGGGGCGCGCGCCCCUUCCUUCCGUCCCAGCACCUACUGCUGUCUGGCGUCCCGAGGUUCCCGUCCGGGCACGUCAGUGCCACUGGAUUGUGUGUCUGUGGACCUGGUCAUAGCCACGUUGUGACUGUCUUGCAUUCUAUCUUGUGGGGGGGAGGUAGGCAGUCCUGUGGCAAAGUGUCUUGUCUCUAUUUGCCUAAAAGGAACCAAUCAACAAAAUAGUGCCCUCAUUGGAAUGUCCCAUCGCUUCUGUGAGCCAUGUCGUAUGACCUAGUAAACUUUGUACCAAUUCAAA